AUGGCAAUAAUGGUAGCUAAUGUCUAUGGAAGUUGUUUACAAGUUAAAAUACUUUCAGUUCAUUCAGUGUUUGAUAAAACACAAGAUGUAGUAGUCGAAAUGCAAUAUAAUAAUACUAGUAAUGACACAAUAUCGAUUUAUAAAUGGUGUUUACCAAACAAUGAAUUAAACGAUCCAUUAUUCAAAGUAACUUGUAGUAAUGUUCCAGUUAAUUAUGUUGGUCCACUUAUCAAACGACGUGAACCAACCAUUGAAGAUAUGAUUUCUCUAGAAGCUGGCAAAACAAAAAUUAUUCAAGCUCGGUUAUCAUCAGCAUACGAUAUGACUAAGACUGGUAUUUAUUCAAUUCAAUAUGAUAUGUCAGCUGAACGUAUUGUCUUUAAACAUGCUCGAACAUUCGAAAGUACUCUUGUCAGAGACAUUAGUAAGAGCCAAUCUGGUCUCCAGUCAAAUAUUAUAGAAUUAACAAUCGAAGGUCGUCCGAAUCGUCAACGUGAACAAAUCGUUAUUGAUACCUAUGAUUAUGCAUAUGGUCAGAUGGCAUCCACAAGUUUGGCAUUGAGUACUCCGUCAAAAGCAAUUAUGAAUGCUGAUAGUCAUGAAUAUUUUGCCGAAAAUUUACCUGUGCUCUUGUGA
Molecule: messenger RNA, 636 nt
Organism: Rotaria sp. Silwood2
Lineage: Eukaryota; Metazoa; Rotifera; Eurotatoria; Philodinida; Philodinidae
Source: the annotation of a GenBank genome assembly